GUGAGAGAGGCGGGGUGCAGUGUGAGAUGGACUAUGAUACAAGGGCGAGCGGGGUGCCGGGCCGAUCGGCUUUCGUCCCAGGACGGUCAUGGUGUUGCGUGGCAUCAGGGUGGUGGAGCUGGCGGGCCUGGCCCCGGGGCCGUUCUGCGGGAUGGUCCUGGCGGACUUCGGAGCUCAGGUGGUGCGUGUGGACCGGCCGGGCUCCAGGGGCGACGUGAGCCUUCUGGCCCGGGGCAAGCGCUCGCUCGUGCUGGACCUGAAGCGGCCGCGCGGAGCCGCGGUGCUGCGGCGCAUUUGCGCACGUGUGGACGUGCUGCUGGAGCCCUUCCGCUGCGGCGUCAUGGAAAAACUCCAGCUUGGGCCAGAAACUCUACUGAAGGACAAUCCAAAGCUCAUCUAUGCCAGACUGAGUGGAUUCGGCCAAUCGGGAAGUUUCUCCAAGGCAGCUGGCCAUGACAUCAACUAUGUGGCUUUGUCGGGUGUUCUGUCAAAGAUUGGCAAAAGUGGUGAUAACCCAUACCCACCUUUGAAUCUCCUGGCUGACUUUGCUGGUGGUGGCCUGAUGUGCACACUAGGCAUUGUGCUUGCUCUCUUUGAACGCACACGUUCUGGCCAAGGUCAGGUCAUUGAUGCGAACAUGGUGGAAGGAACGGCAUACUUGAGUUCUUUCCUGUGGAAGACUCAGCACAUGGGGCUGUGGGAACAGCCUCGAGGACAAAACCUGUUAGAUGGCGGGUCACCUUUCUAUACAACCUACAAGACUGCAGAUGGAGAGUUCAUGGCUGUUGGCGCAAUAGAACCCCAGUUCUACAAGCUGCUGGUCAAAG
This is a messenger RNA of Cricetulus griseus (Chinese hamster), 827 nucleotides long. Lineage: Eukaryota; Metazoa; Chordata; Mammalia; Rodentia; Cricetidae. The record is from RefSeq and is a predicted model, not a curated record.